Molecule: messenger RNA, 849 nt
Organism: Carassius auratus (goldfish)
Lineage: Eukaryota; Metazoa; Chordata; Actinopteri; Cypriniformes; Cyprinidae
Exons: 4
Coding region: 1-849 (282 amino acids)
Source: RefSeq, a predicted model, not a curated record
AUGCUUUAUCUGGUCCACUGUCAAUCCCACAAUGCCUUGCGUAAGCUUGAAAGUGUGUUUGGUGCUGAUGAAGAAAGAGUGAAGGCAGUGAGGGAGGGAGAUUCUGUCACUCUAAACCCUGAUCUGACUCAAAUACAGGGAUUUACUGAGAUACAGUGGUGGUUUAAAGAUCAGCUUUUUGCUAUUACUGAUGGAAGGAAUCAUGAAUAUCCUGAAAAUGAGAGAUUUAGAGACAGACUGAAGCUGAACCAGAAUGGGUCUCUGACCAUCACCAACAUGAAGACCAAACACUCUGGACUCUAUAAACUAUGGAUCGAACUCAACACUGGGCCCUUAACUUUGGAUUUCACUGUCACUGUCAAUGAGUCUCCAUCUGUUAUUGAUGCUGUUAAAGGAGAAAUGAAGUUUGAAUCGGUGAAGGAGGGAGCUCCGGUAACUCUUCAGACUGAUGUUAAACAGCUACACGGAGAUGAGCUGAUAGUGUGGAGGUGUGGAGAAGAAGGAAAACUCAUCGCUAAAGCUGAUAUGGAGGCUAAGAGCUCACCAUUAUAUGAUACUGAUGGGAGAUUCAGUGGAAGACUGGAGCUGGAUCAUGUGACUGGAUCUCUGACCCUCACAAACACCAGAACCACAGACUCUGGACUCUAUUAUCUACAGAUCAGCAGCAACCAACAGACCUUAUACAAGAGAUUCACUGUUACUGUCAGUGAACCAGAUCUGUCUCCAGGUGCUGUAGCAGCGAUUGUUAUUGCUGUUCUAGCUGCUGUUGCUGUUGGUGUAGCUGGACUGAUUUACUAUCGCCGCAAGUUCUCUGAACUACGAAAACAAAUGUGUAAGUAUUACAGCUGA